Molecule: messenger RNA, 561 nt
Organism: Clonostachys rhizophaga
Lineage: Eukaryota; Fungi; Ascomycota; Sordariomycetes; Hypocreales; Bionectriaceae
Source: the annotation of a GenBank genome assembly
AUGGCCGACUCCAAGCAGGCCCUCGUUGGCGCCCCUUCAUGGGUCGCACAGCUCGAGUCCCCUCUUCAGGCAAAGACAAAGCCCUCCAGCAUCCCCGACCCGCCAGGCUUCUCUGGAGGCUCUGGACAUAAGAAAGGUGGAAAGGACGCGAAGGAUAAGCUACGGAAACCGCCAACAGACGAAGAGAUGGACACGCUCAAGCUGAAGAAGGCCUGGGAAGUUGCGCUCGCGCCAAUCAAGGCUCUUCCGAUGACUGCUAUUAUGAUGUACAUGUCCGGAAACUCGCUUCAGAUUUUCAGCAUCAUGAUGGUCUUCAUGGCGUUCAAGAACCCUCUGAUGGGCCUGGUCAACACCAACCAGGCAUUCGAACGCUUCCAAAACGAGUCCAUCUCCGGGCAGAUGAUCCAAGUCAAGCUUGUAUAUAUUGCGUGCCAGCUGGUGGCGCUGGCUGUAGGUGUUUGGAAGGUUAAUGCCAUGGGUCUUUUACCAACAACGACAUCGGACUGGUUAAUGUGGGAGGCCCAAAGGAACUCUAUCGACUUCUCUACCACGGCUUUAUAA